AUGGCCCUUGACUACAGCGUCCUUUUCACGAUCCUUGCAUUUGUGGUGUAUAUCGCACAUGCCGAUGUUGCUACCAAUUUUACGACUACCAAGACUAGUGAUCCAACAAAGAUCUCGAUUCCAAAUAUCCCACAAACCCAAUCUCAGGAUGUAGCUACCGAAUGCCAAUAUUACAAUAGCGAUUACACCAUUAAUAAGGCUGAAUGGCCCACCGUUUGGGAUAUUGCUACCUCCAACAACAUGAACACGACCCAAGAAUUCCAAAAUUUGUACAACUCAAUUGACUGGACAAAGGCCCCCAAGGCUCAAAUCCGUACCACCACCCCCGAUGGCGGCUUAAAUAUGCAAGGUUAUGAUCCCAGUGAUCCCGAUUGCUGGUGGAGCUCAAGCAAGUGUACAACGCCCAAGCAGCCAAACAUCAACGCUGACAUUGUGAAUUGCCCUGAGCCUGAGACAUGGGGUUUGACUUUUGAUGAUGGUCCAAACUGCUCGCACAACGCCUUUUAUGAUCUCCUUGAACAAAACAACCAAAAAGCUUCCAUGUUUUACAUUGGCUCAAAUGUGGUUGCAUGGCCCUAUGGUGCACUCCGUGGUGUCAAGGAUGGUCAUCACAUUGCAGGUCACACAUGGUCGCAUAAGAUGAUGACCACUUUGACUAAUCAAGAAAUCCUUGCCGAGUUGUAUUACACUGCAAAAGCCAUCAAGUAUGUCACAGGCAUUACUCCCCGUUAUUGGCGACCCGCUCUUGGUGAUAUUGAUGAUCGUGUACGUUGGAUUGCUACCCAGCUAGGCUUUACCGCUAUUCUCUGGAAUCUUGAUACAGAUGAUUGGGCAGCUGGUACUCAACCUGGUAUCACUGAGCAAACUGUCAACCAAAAUUACGAGAAUUUCAUCACCAUGGGAAAGAAUGGCACUUUUGCCAACUCUGGUAAUAUCGUUCUUUCGCAUGAGAUCAACAAUAUGACUAUGGACUUUGCUAUGAAGCACUAUCCCGAGAUCAAGAAUGCAUACAAACAUAUCACUGAUGUUGCAACUUGCAUGAACAUCACUCAGCCUUACCUUGAAGAUGUUCUUACAUUCCCUACGUUUGAGCAGUAUAUCAACAAUAGCACAUCACCAUCGGGUAAAUCGCUCUCUUCCGCAAAUGUCCAUGUCCCAUUAGCAUACCAAACAAGCGGUAUUCUAUUUGCUAUCGUCCUUUUCUUCACCUUUUUAGGCUAG
Messenger RNA from Lichtheimia ornata, 1221 nucleotides. RefSeq lists its product as uncharacterized. Lineage: Eukaryota; Fungi; Mucoromycota; Mucoromycetes; Mucorales; Lichtheimiaceae. The coding region runs from base 1 to 1221 and encodes 406 amino acids. Gene Ontology annotation, biological process: carbohydrate metabolic process. The record is from RefSeq and is a predicted model, not a curated record. Gene Ontology annotation, cellular component: membrane. The transcript is spliced from 6 exons. Gene Ontology annotation, molecular function: chitin deacetylase activity.